CGUUUCAGUGCCAUUUGUGGGAUUAUAAAUACUCCCCUCUCUUCCCCCUUCUCCAACCCCCUUUUUCUCUCCUCUCAUCCAAAAACCCUUUUCCUCUUUUCCAUUUUCGGAUAUUAAAUGGGUCGGGGCAAGAUUGAGAUUAAAAAGAUCGAGAAUGUCAAUAGCAGACAGGUCACCUUCUCAAAGAGGCGGGCGGGCUUGUUCAAGAAGGCUAAUGAAUUGGCUGUUUUGUGUGAGGCUGAAGUUGCUGUUAUUAUUUUUUCCAACACUGGGAAACUCUUUGAAUUUGCUAAUUCAAGUAUGAAAAAAAUACUAUCAAGAUACAAGAAAUGUGUGGAUACUACAAAGAGUCCUGCCCCGGAACUCGAGCCCGAGAAGCCAACACAGCCCAAGGAGACGGAUGUCCUCAAAGAGGAGAUAGAAAAGCUUAAAGUGAAGCAGCUGCGACUCAUGGGUAAAGACUUAACGGGCAUGAGCUCACAAGAAUUGCAUCUACUUGAACGACAGCUAAGUGAAGGGUUGAUGUGCAUAAAGGAUAGGAAGGAGCAGUUAUUAUUGCAAGAGCUGGCACAGUGUCGAAUGCAGGAACAACGGGCUGUGCUGGAAAAUGAGACAUUACGUAGACAGGUUGAAGAGCUUCGAGGUUUUUACCCGCUGAGCAGUUCUCCAACGCCACUCUGUAUCGAGUACCAUAAAGAAAGCGACCCAGUCAAGAAAGAAGAGUCAUCCAGAAGUCCUGAAACAGCAUGCAACGGUGGGCUUGCAGAUGAAACCUCAGACACCACCCUACAGUUGGGGCUCCCGUGUGGGAAUAGCCGAAAACGCAAGACGCCCGAUGGAGAAACGCAGUCGAGCACUUCAGAGACUCAAUUCCGCCUCCACGGAUGAAAGAAGAGAUUCGAGACUUGUUUUUGUUUUCCUUUGUAUAUUACUCUCCUUUUGUUAGUAAACUGAGAAAUAUUGUUCCAUUUGUGGGUUUGACUUGUUCUUCCCCUCGGGAGGAGGUUGUUUUCAGUUGUUAUGGUGUUCUCUACAUGCACUGGUGCAGUGAAACACAGUGAUGCAGAUUCAGAAGCA
Salvia hispanica is the source of this 1077-nucleotide messenger RNA. It is a transcript of the gene AGL15, whose product is annotated as AGAMOUS-like 15. Gene Ontology annotation, cellular component: nucleus. Gene Ontology annotation, biological process: positive regulation of transcription by RNA polymerase II. The record is from RefSeq and is a predicted model, not a curated record. NCBI's taxonomy places the organism in Eukaryota, Viridiplantae, Streptophyta, Magnoliopsida, Lamiales, Lamiaceae. Gene Ontology annotation, molecular function: protein dimerization activity; DNA-binding transcription factor activity; RNA polymerase II transcription regulatory region sequence-specific DNA binding.